This is a messenger RNA of Gavialis gangeticus (Gharial), 4376 nucleotides long. RefSeq names its product nuclear receptor subfamily 1 group D member 1 (gene NR1D1). Gene Ontology annotation, molecular function: RNA polymerase II cis-regulatory region sequence-specific DNA binding; zinc ion binding; nuclear receptor activity. Lineage: Eukaryota; Metazoa; Chordata; Crocodylia; Gavialidae. The transcript has 8 exons. The record is from RefSeq and is a predicted model, not a curated record. Bases 598 to 2427 code for a protein of 609 amino acids. Gene Ontology annotation, biological process: cell differentiation; hormone-mediated signaling pathway; positive regulation of transcription by RNA polymerase II.
UUUUGUUUUAAGCCUCGGUCUCUUUUGAUCCCUCACGGGAAGCAGCAGCAGAAGCAAAGUCACUCAGCAGGAAUUCACAUGCUCCAGCCACACAGACAAGGGAUUGAGGGCAGAGCCCAGGGAACUACAAGUCCCGCCAGGCAGCGGGCUGGGCAAGCGCCUUGGCUCGCCUGUCCGUGAGCCGGGUGCUUGCAGAAAGUGUGUCACUGGGGCACGAGGCUCUCCCUGGGAAUCACAUGGUGGAUGCUCCCGAGCCGCGUGCUGGAGACUGCGCAGCUGCAGCGAGACCCAAGCAAAGAGGCUGCCGCUGGAGAGCCCUGACACAGUCCAGGAUUGCAGGGCGGAGAGAGGCAGCGUCGCACAGGGCUCCCGUCUGCUGCAUGCACCGGCUCAGCCCCUGCCAGCAGCCGCCGCCCCCCGCCGGGCUCUGAUUAGGUGCCAAGCGAGGAUCGCGGGCAUCCUCCCUGCCAGUGCAAGGGUUGCACAGCAGCGCCGGGCUCCACCUGCCCCCGGCCAGGUGCUCCGAGCCGGAGCUCGCCGCAGCCUCCGCUGCCCCCCUCCGCCAGCUGCGCUUGAAUGCGAGCGGGCCGCUGAAGGAUGGCAGCCACCGACUCCAACAACAACACAGGUGGUGUGAUCAGCUAUGUGGGCUCCAGUGGCUCCUCUCCCAGUCGCACCAGCCCUGUCUCCCUAUGCAGUGACAGCUCCAAUGGCAGCUUCCAGUGUGGCUCGCAGGCUUUCCCUUCCUACUUCCCACCCUCACCAACUGGCUCCCUGAUCCAGGACACGAGGCCAUAUGGCGGGGGAGUGCUGGGCUCCCGGGAGGAUGGUUCCCCUUCCUCAUCCUCCUCGUCCUCCUCUUCCUCGUAUGGCUCUUCUGGGACCUCCCCUGGGGGCCUGCAGGUUGCCAUGGAUGAUGGGAGGCGCAUCUCUCCUAGCAAGACCACCAGCAGCAUCACAAAGCUGAACGGGAUGGUCCUGCUUUGCAAAGUGUGCGGAGAUGUUGCUUCCGGGUUCCACUAUGGGGUUCAUGCCUGUGAGGGCUGCAAGGGUUUCUUCCGCCGCAGCAUCCAGCAGAACAUCCAGUACAAGAAGUGCCUGAAGAAUGAGAACUGCUCCAUUGUCCGGAUCAACCGGAACCGGUGUCAGCAGUGCCGCUUCAAGAAGUGUCUCCUGGUUGGCAUGUCCCGUGAUGCUGUGCGCUUUGGGCGCAUCCCCAAGCGUGAGAAGCAGCGGAUGCUGGCAGAGAUGCAGAGUGCCAUGAACAACAUGGCCAACAACCAACUGAGUGGGCAGUGCCUGCCCGAUGGCUCCCCUGCAGGGCACCCCCAGCCCACCAACCCCCUGCCCUGCCAUCAGCCCCAGUCGCAGCUCCCCGCCUCCCCCCAGCAGCAGCUGCUGCCGCAGCCUUGCUUCUCCCAGUUCCCACAGCAGCUGACGCCCCCACGCUCCCCCAGCCCCGGGGACGCCAUGGAGGACAUCAUCUCGCAGGUGGCCAAGGCACACAAGGAAAUCUUCGUCUACGCUCAUGACAAGCUGGGCACGGCUCCGGCCCCUGCCCGGGACAAUGACGCUCUCAACCGGGAGAACGACCGUUGUUCCAAUGGGUACCACGCCAGUGGUCUCUAUCGCCAUGACAACAACAACCUACCCCACCCUGACACCCCUCGUUUCUCCACCUGGCACGCCAGCACCCCCGGUGCCUGCCACCAGAACAACAUGAAUGGGCAUCGCCUCUGCCCCUCCGCCUACUCCUCCUCUGCCCAGGAGGCUGAGACGCUGGCCGGCCAGGGCAGCCGGUGGCAGAGGGGCACCAAGGACAUCCUGCCGGCUUGCCCCAUGAACAUGCACCCACCUGGCCAGAGUGGCCGCACAGUGCAGGAGAUCUGGGAAGAUUUCUCCCUCAGCUUCACGCCUGCUGUCCGGGAGGUGGUGGAGUUUGCCAAGCACAUCCCGGGCUUCCAGGACUUGUCACAGCAUGACCAGGUUGCCCUCCUCAAAGCUGGCACCUUCGAGGUGCUGAUGGUGCGUUUUGCCUCGCUGUUCAACGUGAAGGAGCAAACGGUGACCUUCAUGAGCCGGACAAAGUACAGCCUGGAGGAGCUGUGGGGCAUGGGCAUGGGUGACCUGCUCAACUCCAUGUUUGAGUUCAGCGAGAAGCUCAGCGCCCUGGAGCUCACCGAUGAGGAGCUGGGCCUCUUCACUGCUGUUGUGCUCGUCUCUGCUGACCGCUCCGGCAUGGAGGACACGGCACUGGUGGAGCAGCUGCAGGAGACACUGAUCCGUGCCCUGCGUGCCCUGAUUCUGAAGAACCGCCCCACAGAGACAUCGCGUUUCACCAAGCUGCUGCUCAAGCUGCCUGACCUGCGCACCCUCAACAACCUGCACUCUGAGAAGUUGCUCUCCUUUCGCAUUGAUGCCCAGUAGGGCCCAUGCCCUCCCCCCAUCCCCCGAGGGACACCAGCCAGACUAUUUAUACCACAACUGAACUGACUGCUCCUCAAGGACACGGACCCCCGCGCCCCCUUCCCACCCUCCCUCCCUGGGCCGAGGGUCCCUCUGUAAAUACUGACCUGUGUAUAUGGGAGUUGUGGAUCUCACACCGCUACCCUGUGGAGGCCCGGAGCCCCGCAGGGAAUAAUAUAUUUAAAGCAACGCCUCUGCCUGGACAGCCCCUUCCUGAGCAACCGUGGCCACCCCACUUCCAGCCCCGCAUCCAGGGGUCAAAGAUCACCUCUGGCCCUCCCCUGUACCCCAGUCCCUUGAGGAUUUGGCUAUCUGCCAUUGCAUGCAAUGCUCACCUGGUCUGUUGGAGCUGAGGGGCUUGCAGUCUGGACACCUGGGUUCUCAUGUCUGUUGUUGGAGGGGAGCAGGGUGGCACUAUGAAGCCAUGGGGGUGGGGGGAAGGGGUGCUGAUGGUCAGAGCUGGGUGGACUGCGGGGCUCUGUCCCCAGCUGCUUUGCUAUUCCUGCCUAUCUCCCCAUCAUGCUGAGCCAGGACUCACUUUGCAGAGCUCUGGCACCUUCAGCCCAAAGAGGACCCCAGUGUGCCCCAGUCUGCAGUGGCACAAAGCCCACAUGUUGCUCCGGCAGCUGCAGAAGUGUGGGGGACAGUCACCCUGCUAUCCCCAGGCAGGAGUCACUCAUACCCUCAAUACUGGCUCAGCCUCUGCAGGUGGCAUGUUGCCAGGAGUGACAGAGGGGGCAGAGAGUUGUCCAAUCAGCAUCCGCUGCUCCAGUGCAGAGGCAGUGAGUGUCCGUGGACCCAGCUUGGCCUCCCAUCACCAGCGUGUGGUAAAUUGAUGCUGGAGGGGAGUGGAUUGGGAAGGGUUUGCUGCCCCCCAGGUGCCCAUCCAUCACUGCUUCCUGCAGAGAGGAGGAAGGGCUGCUCGAUUUCCCUAGCACUGCCUGUGCCCUGUAGGACACACGGUCCACCCUGGCACCCCCUGCUUGCUGCGGCUGCCACUGGUGCAGCCGAGGACUACCAAAGCUGUCCCAGCUCUGCUACUCCCAGGAUGCAUCACAGACCUCAGCUCCUUACCAGGUGGGGACCUUUCCACCCUCAAGCAUCCAUGCCCAAAUUUGACUUGGGCAGUGCCACAAAAGCCAGGGCACAAGGACCCUCUGUAGUGCCCCCCCUCGCUCCCCUGGCCACGUGCCACCCGCAAGGGGUACACACAGAGCCUGGUGACCAGACAGACAGACAGACAGAAAGCAGAGGCCAGGUGCCAGCUGGGCUGUGUGGGUGGGUUUGUUUUUUUCAUCAUAUAUUUAUUACAUAAAUAUAUAGUAAAAUAGACCAGCAACAAUUACCAUAAAAAUAUCUUUCUUUAAAAUCCUGACCAAAAACACAAAGGGUUUAAAAUCGCACGUCACAGACACUGUGAUUGUCAUGUACAUCAGCAGCUCUCGGCCUCCUGGCCCCCCUCCCUCCCACGGGGUAGGGGAGGGCAGGUGGGUGGGGCGAAGGGCAAGGGGGGAGAGGGUGGUCUUACCACCUGAGGCUCUGGUGGGUGCCCCCCCCUUCCAUUGCCCCUCCACCUCCCCCACCUCUGAAAUGCACGGAGACCCAAACACCGACAUACAUUCAGUAACUCCCUGCCAUGCCCCGCCCCUCCCCCCCACAUCCCCAACUCUGGGGCAGGGGCCACAAUGCAUAGUACAUGGGGUAUGGGAGGAAGGGAGGAAUGGGUCUCUCCCCCCCACCCCCGCUGUGUCCCCUCCCCUCUAAUCCAAGCGAGAUUGCAUUCUCUAGAGACUGGCUGGGUUUGAAGCUGCACCUGAGGGACAAACUACACCCCCCCUACCUGCCCCAUGUGCCAGGCUGGGAGGGGGAGGAAGCAGUGGGGGAGAAGGGAGGGAGGGUAGGUACCAUCU